Phascolarctos cinereus (koala) is the source of this 3918-nucleotide messenger RNA. It is a transcript of the gene SLC35C1, whose product is annotated as solute carrier family 35 member C1. Lineage: Eukaryota; Metazoa; Chordata; Mammalia; Diprotodontia; Phascolarctidae. The record is from RefSeq and is a predicted model, not a curated record.
GGAGGAAGUGAAAGAAACAGGACGUGAAUGGCAGAGCGCCCUGGGCAUGGAGGAGCCGGACCUCUCGGCACCCGUCCCUCCCCCCCCCAAAAAAACUCGUAACUCAGAGUGGAGGAAAGGGGAAGGGUCGCAGAGUGAAAGCAAGGACCAGGCUCUGCUCUCAUCUUGGGGAGAGAGGGAAGGAGACGGGCCAGUUCUAAGCCCGGCACACCGGCCGAUUGAAAAAUUGAUGGUGGAACUGCACGCAGCAGGAUGGUUCCGCGGCGGGUCUCUUUAAGAAACGCUAGCGUGCUAGCCCUUUAAGGCGGGAGCGGGAGGGGGAGGGGCAAGCAGGAAGUAUGUCCCGGACCCGCUGUCUGGGCUGAGCGGGGGCACGAAGGAGACGCCGAGCUAGCCGGUGCUACCUUGCACCCUCUCCUUCCCGACCCCGAGCCAGCCCUGGAUUUCCUAGCAGACAGACCUCUUCUGGACCCUCUCCCUCCCCCCGGCCAACCUAGCGACUGACCCGCUGUGUGACCUUGGGCAAGUCCCUGGUUCUCACUGGGCCUCAGCCCCUCCCUCCCGUUUGUAAAAUGAAGGGACUGGAAAACGACGAUCUCUAAGGGCCCCGUCUGGCUCCUGACGUUCUAGGGUUAAGGUUCUUUCCAUGCCUAUCGAUCAGCGGCGUCAGGUCCUUCCUGUUCCAACGUUCCAUUUUCUUUGUUGCAAUUCGGAACGUUCUGUUACAGGUCCCGACGUUCCUUUUGCUGCAGCUGCAAGUGUUCUGUUUCCUAGCGCUCCGAAUGUUCUAUUUGUUUGGAUUCUUUCCAUCACUAACAUUCUGGGGUCAGACUUGUAGGUGCCAAGAUUCCUUUUGGUUCUAAUGUUCCGGACCAUACUGGCUUUGUUCAUUAACAUUCCGUGCCCUAAGGCCCCUGGGAGGACUUAAAUUUGAUGUUCCAAGAUCCUUUCUUGCUCUAGCAUUCUGUGGUUUCAGGGCCCCUCCGACAGCCCCGUGUCCUCUGUUCUAAGACAUUAUAAUAGUGUGACGGUCUUUGCCUGUAACCUCCCGUGUCUCAUCAUUCUCCGUGUAAUCAAGCCUGGGCCCUUUCUCUCCCCACCCCCACCUCACCUUUUCUAGUUUCAGCCCCCCAGCCGGCCUUCCCCGGCUGCUUAAAGUAACACUCACACGCCACUCUCCCCCACCUCCCAAUUCCUUUACCAUGAACAGGACGCCCCUGAAGCGCUCCCGGAUCCUGAGGAUGGCCCUUACAGGGGCCUUGGGGGCAUCAGCAGAGGGAGAGUCGGGGCAGGAGAAGCCAUUUUUGCUGCGGGCACUGCAGAUCGCCCUGGUGGUGAGCCUUUACUGGCUUAUCUCCAUCUCCAUGGUCUUCCUGAACAAAUACCUACUGGACAGCCCCUCUCUGCGCCUGGAUGCCCCGCUCUUUGUCACCUUCUACCAGUGCCUGGUCACCGUCCUGCUCUGCAAGGCCCUCAGCCUGCUGGCCACCUGUUGGCCGGGCACCGUGGACUUCCCCUCUGUGCGGAUGGACAUGAAGGUCUCCCGCAGCGUCCUGCCCCUGUCGGUGGUAUUCAUUAGCAUGAUAACCUUCAACAACCUCUGUCUCAAGUACGUCGGUGUGGCCUUCUACAACGUGGGCCGCUCACUCACCACCGUCUUCAACGUCUUACUUUCCUACCUGCUGCUCAAGCAGACCACCUCCUUCUAUGCCCUGCUUGCCUGUGGCGUCAUCAUUGGUGGCUUCUGGCUCGGCGUGGACCAGGAGGGAGAAGAAGGCACCCUGUCAUGGGUAGGCACCCUGUUCGGGGUGCUGGCCAGCCUCUCUGUCUCCCUCAACGCCAUCUACACGAAGAAGGUGCUGCCGGCGGUGGACGGCAGCAUCUGGCGGCUGACCUUCUAUAACAACGUCAACGCCUGCGUCCUCUUCCUCCCCCUGCUGCUGCUGUUUGGGGAGCUGCAGAGCCUGGCCACCUUCGACAAGCUGGACAGUGCCCACUUCUGGGGCAUGAUGACCCUGGGCGGGCUUUUUGGCUUCGCCAUCGGCUAUGUGACGGGCCUGCAGAUCAAGUUCACCAGCCCCCUGACUCACAACGUGUCAGGCACAGCCAAAGCCUGUGCCCAGACGGUCCUGGCUGUCCUGUACUUUGAGGAGACCAAAAGUUUCCUCUGGUGGACAAGCAACAUGAUGGUGCUGGGCGGCUCCUCGGCCUACACGUGGGUGAAGGGGCUGGAGAUGAAGAAGGCCCAGGAGGAGCUGAUCCCCAGAGAGGGCGAGAAGGGCGAGAUGGGGGUGUGAGCCCUCCCUGCCCUGGUCAGGGAAGAACCCUCCAGGGGGUGGACAGAUCUGGGGAACUGGAGUCUGCUGGCCCCCAGGGAGAGUGGGAGCCACAGUGAAUGAAUCUGGCUGGUCACGCCUGUAUCAUUAUACCCAUUUCUCUAGUGUUUUAUGGUUUACUUUAUGGUUUACAGAGUUCCUCCCUCACAACCGCCUUGUGCAGGUGUGCACGUAUUAUUAUCCCCAUUUCACAGGUGAAGGAACUGAGACUUGGGAGCAGUGACAGGUCACUUGGCCAGUAAGUGUCAGAAGUGGGAUCCCAGCUCGGGUCCUCCCAGAAUUUCUCUCACUGCUGCCUGUAAAGAGGCAUCGGUCUCAUUGUAAGGACCAGCCAGAGACUGUUAUGUGAGUGUCUGCCCUCCCCUCCUGUCUUGGGGGUGUUUUUAGACCUUGGAGGAGGGGUCUCCUAUGAGAGGGUGGAGUGGGUGGAGAAGUAAGUUAUCCUCGCUGUCACCUUAGGAACCCCAAGCCAGAGGGACUGCCCCUCCAUCCUGCUUUCUUCUCCCAUGGGGGAUGUUGUGCCUAGAGGCUAUUAACUAUUGUAAAUGUCCCCAUUAGUCCCUGGGAAACACUGAAAUCUGGAGUGGGAAGCAGGUGUGGACACAUGCUUAUAAACAGAGCCCUCUUCCCUCCUCACAUCUGCAUCCACCAAACCCCUUUGAAAGCAGGUGCUAAAUUUGCUGUCUCCGUAUCUUAAAGGAAAGUAUGGCCUUGGCCCAAAUGGAGAAAAAUGGGCUAUCUGCCCCUUGAUGUGUGAGUAGCUGAGAGUCCUGGCUGGCCAGAGGGUGGAAGGAAGAUUGAAUUGAGCCCAGCUUCAGUGAAGUGAUUUUUCUCCCCCGUGGAACUGCCCUUGGCCUCGGCCUCUGCCCUUGGGGGUUGCCCUGGCCUCGGCUUGGAAAAGAGCACUCUCACUCCUUAGCCUGGGGUGGAUAGUAGCCCCUUGGUUCUCCUUUGGCCUGCCAGGACAUCUGUCCCGGGCUCAGAUUCCAGCGUGGAUGAAAGCCCUCCAGCUGCCCCUAUCUGUCUGCUCCCAGCCACAGCACCCAAUGAUCCGUCUCUAAGGUGAGGGCUGGCUGGGGUUUCCUGGUACUGUGACCUGUGGGCAGAGUGACCUCUGAUCUGGCUCUCUUGCUGACUUGUUUUCUGGCCUAGGAUUUGGUUGGGGUGGGGGCUCUCCAUGUGAGAAGACCUCCCCCAAGUCCCAUGUGAGGGCAAUGUUUGACCUUCCUUCUCACUCCACCCUAAAGGUGGGAGACUCAAAUGAUGCCUUGCGUGUUUCAGAUAGGCCAGGAAAAUGUAACUUCUUUCUUAAUGCUGCUUAUGCCUAUCCCCACACAGGGGCCAGAGGGCAUUUUAUUCCCAUUAUCCCCUAGGAAUGAAGAGGGCUUGGGGUCAUUACAGAGUCCUGUCUGUCUACCUACCCUCUUUCCUCCACAUGACGAAUACUGGAUUGACUUGUAUUGUGAUUGAUAUGAAAGGCUGAGUGUGAGGGAUAUAGCAUCCUCUUUGAGACUGAAUGUUGGAAAGGGGUGAAAGAUCUAUCAUGUAAAGGUGCUUAAUAAAUAUUUGUUGAUUGAUUGCA